AUGAAGAAUCGGUGGGUGCUGACGACGAAGUACCACAUCGACGACACCGUCGAGCGCGAGAAGGUGAGGCUGGUCGUGAAGGGCUUCACCCAGGUGUAUGGCACCAACUACGACGAGACGUACGCGCCGGUGAGCAGCUACGUCACGCUGAGGAUCUUCCUCAGCAUCGUCGCCGUCCUCGACCUGAACCUGAUGCAGCUCGACAUGAAGAAGCUCGACCGGUCGGCUAAAGGCGACGGAGUGGCCUGGUGGGUGCUGGUCUACGUGGACGACCUGCUCGCCGCCAGCAGCAGCACCGCAAUGCUGAAGGAGCUAAAGGAGCUGCUGGAGGCCGCCUUCGAGCUGCACGAGAUCUCGCCGGUGCAGAAGUACCUCGGGCUGGAGAUCGUGCGUGACAGGUCGGCGAGGAAGCUGUGGCUGCACCAACAGGGCUACGUCGGCAAGCUGCGUAGGCGUUUCAUCGACGAGGAGCAGGGCGGUCGGACCCCAAAGACGCCGGUCUCAGUCGCCGCCUACGCCGAGCUCACCUUUGACGACGAGGAGGUACAGGAGCAACAGGAGGAGGAGUACCGACAGAAGGUCGGCUCGCUGCAGUUCGCGGCGACGACGACGAGGCUGGACAUCGCCUUCGCCAGCAGCAUGCUGGGCAGCAGCCUCACGGUGAGGAGCGACCAGCACUGGCGCGAGGUCAACCGCUGCCUCGCCUACCUCGCCAACACGCGUGACACCGCCCUGGAGUUCGGCGGUGGACCUGAGUCGCUGGAGCUGGUCGGCUACGUGGAUGCCGACGAUGCCGGUGACAAGCAGAGCAGGACGAGCACGGGCGGCUAUGUGUUCGUCUACGGAGGGGCCGCGGUCUCCUGGUCGAGCCAGCGCAUCAAGUGCGCGACACUGUCGUCGACCGAGUCGGAGUACGUGGCGGCCGUCGAAGCUGGCAAGGAGGGACUCGCAGAGUUCCAGCGGCUGGAUGCUGGGAAACCGACCGUCCUUCGGGUGGACAACAAGUCGGCCAUCACAGUCGCCGAGGGCAUGGGGUUGACGGGCAACCUCAAGCACAUGGAGCGGCGACAGGCCUGGCUGCAACACAUGGUGAAGCGGGGGAAGUUUGCGCUGCAGUACAUCCCGACCGCUGAGCAGCCGGCCGACUUUCUGACGAAGGCGCUGCACUACCCGGCCUUCAACCGGUGCUCUCUCGCAGUCGGCCAGGUGCGCCUUUCUGAGGUGGGCGACGGCGACAACGACGUGCAGCAGUAG
Molecule: messenger RNA, 1254 nt
Organism: Closterium sp. Yama58-4
Lineage: Eukaryota; Viridiplantae; Streptophyta; Zygnematophyceae; Desmidiales; Closteriaceae
Source: the annotation of a GenBank genome assembly